Messenger RNA from Linepithema humile (Argentine ant), 3578 nucleotides. RefSeq names its product carboxyl ester lipase-like protein Gli (gene Gli). Gene Ontology annotation, cellular component: septate junction; plasma membrane; tricellular tight junction. Lineage: Eukaryota; Metazoa; Arthropoda; Insecta; Hymenoptera; Formicidae. The record is from RefSeq and is a predicted model, not a curated record.
CGAACUGCUGCUGUUGGGCGCGUGGGCAGCUUAUUGCCGAUCCAUUGCGGCGACGUAUGUGCACGCGACGACAUCAUUACGGCUCAGUAAGGUAAUUUCUUGGGUUCAAUGUAAUAUCGUUGUCACUGAUUUUAAUCUUAGUCUGCAGAACAAGAUAGUGAACCAUGUGAUUCAUGAAUGAGUCAAUUUACGAUGUAUCGAUGACACAGUUACUACUGAAAAUUACAAAUUGUUUGAUCAGUAUAAGUUGGAUAUAAAGGAAGCUCUGUGUGAUCCCAACCGAUCGUGACAUUUGGUGUUAUCGACAGCUGGGAGAGACGAAGAACGGGGAAAAGGCAGAACACGGCGCGCGACAACGUUACCUGGAGUGCACGCGGAGCACCUCAUUCGAACGUGACGGGGGGGCGAUAGGGUGUUGGCUGCGUAGGGACGCUUUGGAGCGCGUGUGGUGAACGCGGCGAAUCACGGCGAACGAAGAACUGUUUCGUAACAACGACGUCUCAAACAAGAGUGCUCACGUAAAAAUUAUAAAGUACCUCUCGGAAAGAUUAUGAAAACUUGCGCCAGUUCAUUUGUGUUAUAUGAGUAAGUAACCUAGAAUCGUGUGUACGACAGUGUGUGAAUUUACGAGUGCAUUCACACGUUCCUCGUCUAUAGUCAGUUAUCGAUCUACGCUUCAUUCAUCGCGGACAUUCACUGGAACUUUCGCUUUUAUUUCCCGCUUCAUUUCUUGCAAAGUGGCACAAGAGAAUUGCCGCAAGUACUGCUUCCUCGAAGAGUGUAUCUGCUCGACGUGACGUACGUACAGCUCUCAACCACAUCUGCAAUCGUGCUUGCGUGUAAUCGCGCGUUUUCAAACACGUAAAUAUGAUCGCGCGUAGGCAACACGCGUCCACGGAACGCGUUAUCGAUUGUUGUUGCUUGUACUUAUUAUUGACGGGCGUGAUCGCGUCCGCCCAAGACUCUCUCUCGUAUGGCAGCCGAUACUAUAAUCGCGACGGUGUGUACGUGCCACAAGAAGAGGAUAACCACAGGACCUACAUGUAUAAAGACAGAAGAUAUGGCUAUCGGCCCAGCUACCUGGAUCCUGUGUACAGAGGACCAACAAGAGCUCCAGAGGAUCGGUACCUUUUUGAUGAUACAACGGCAAGACUUCCAUUGCCAGGAAUAUUGGCUGGCUGGCGUGAAGAUCUUCAAGGAAAAGAAAGACCAGAUUCUAAAAAUUUCAUUAGAAACAGAGAUAUACUUGUGAACACGAAUUAUGGUCAGGUUCAAGGAUUUAAGGUUCAGUUGUAUGAUGAUCCAUAUGCAACACACAGGCCGUGGAAUAUGGCAGUUGAAAGAGUUACAAAAGAUGUUAAUGUAUUUUUGGGCAUUCCUUAUGCUAUGCCACCCACCAGAGAAGGUCGUUUUAAACCUCCAAGACCUCACAGAGGAUGGCAACUUUUACAAGCUGUUGAUUGGGGACCAGCUUGUCCACAGCCUAGCGAAUAUACUGGUGCUACAAAAGGAGUACGUGACGUUGAUGAGGACUGUUUAUACUUAAAUGUGUUUACACCAUCAAUUGGUGCUGGAAUGGCACAUAAGCAUGCAGUAAUGUUUUAUAUUCACGGUGGUGAAUUUACUCAUGGAGCUAGUAAUUUGUUCCCGGCUCAUAUAUUAGCUGCCUUCUACGAUGUUGUCGUGGUAUCCAUCAAUUAUCGUCUUGGAGCUCUUGGAUUCUUAAGUACUGCAGAUGAAAAUAGUCCUGGCAAUUACGGGAUCCUUGAUCAAGCUAUGGCACUGCGAUGGGUGUACGACAAUAUAGCCGCUUUCAAUGGAAAUCCUGAAGCUAUAACACUAUUUGGACCAGGCGCUGGAGCAGCAAGUGCAGGAUUACUAAUGACAGCACCAAAGACUCGUCGUAUGGUAUCAAAAGUAAUAGCGCAAUCCGGUUCAGCCGUUGCUGAUUGGGCGGUGAUAAUAGACAAGUAUCGAGCACAAAACACAUCUCGGGUGUAUGCAGAAAUGCUUGGUUGAAGUAUAGAGAGUAGUUGGAAAUUGGUGCAAUGCCUAAAAGACGGACGUAGUUUUCUCGAGCUGGGCAACUCCGAAAUGAAACCACACGUAGGGAUGUUUCCAUGGGCGCCUGUGUUAGAUAUCAACUUUACGGUACCUCGAGAUGAUUGGUAUGACGAAUGGAGGGCACAUGACUGGCGCUUUUUUCAGGAAACGCCGGAAGAGAGUAUUAAAGCUGGCGGAUAUAGGAACGAUUUAGCUUAUAUGGCUGGUGUUACGACUCAAGAAGCAGCAUUUAUUAUACGAAACAACGUUACUUUAGCAAGAAAUCAAUACAUAAUAGAUCCUGAAUUAUUCGAUCAAAAGAUUUGGGAGCUGGUUCUUCGAUAUAACUAUACUCUCAAUCCACAAGGUGUUUAUGAGGCGAUAAAAUAUAUGUAUACAUAUUGGCCGGAUCCAACGAACGUUACGCAUAUACGUGAUCAGUUUAUAAAUCUCUUAUCAGAUUUCCAUUAUGUAGCGCCGUAUGAUAAAAUUGCCAAACUAUUGGUGGAGAGACACGUACCAACCUAUCUCUACGUUCUAAAUACUUCAAUAGAAUCAAUCCCAACGACACAUUGGGCUAGAGUACCCCACGAUACAGAACUUUUAUGGUUAACAGGAGCACCGUUCAUGGACACUGAAUUUUUUCCGCAAAAAUGGAAAUUGAGAAGAGAAAUGUGGACUGACAAUGAUCGUAAUAUGAGUCAUUUCUUCAUGAAAGCGUACUCUAAUUUUGCAAAAGACGGAAAUCCGACACCUUCGCAAAUCUUAGGACUGCACUUUGAUCGCGCUAUUUAUGGACAAUUGCGAUACUUGAACAUCAAUACGACAUUUAACAGCAGUAUUCAAAUCAACUAUCGUCAAACGGAAAGUGCAUUCUGGUCCAUGUAUUUGCCGACUGUUAUCGGUCAUCUUGUUCCUACGUAUCCUCCUGUUACUGAAUAUUGGUGGGAACCUAAACAACCGCUGCAAAUUGCUUUCUGGUCGAUGUCAACGGCGUGUUUGCUGCUACUUGUACUUACUGUGGUGUGUUGCAUGCUUUGGCGUAACGCCAAAAGACAAUCUGAUCACUACUAUAGCGGAGACAUCUUGAUGGUGCGAGACGAUGAGCAUUCCGAGGGAAUCGAGAAUAUAACACGCGCAUCCAAAGAAAAUAUAUAUGAAUAUCGUGAUGUACCACCAAUCCAGAAGUCCAGAAUACCACGACAAAACGAUACAAAACUGCAAGAACGUUUAGCACAUAACAGGAAGUUCAGUUCUACACCUUCAUUGCGAUCCAAUUCUAAUGUCUCAUUGAAAGAUAUGAGAUCGGAAGGUUUCGUUACAAGUUCACCUAAUGGUCAGCUUAAGCUAGCAAAAACGAUGAGUCAAUCUUCACUGCCGAAAGCUAAAAGUAAAACACUUUUAGUACAGGGAGUACCACAAACAGCUGUUUAAUAGUUAAGUUACCACUAUAUAAAUCGACAAACGUUUUAUUUUUAUUUAUUUUUAUACCUAGGUUUUUUAAAUAAAUUAAUAAAUUUUGAAAAGAAGAGCAU